This is a messenger RNA of Lachancea mirantina, 285 nucleotides long. NCBI's taxonomy places the organism in Eukaryota, Fungi, Ascomycota, Saccharomycetes, Saccharomycetales, Saccharomycetaceae. The record is from the annotation of a GenBank genome assembly.
AUGGGUGGACCAAGUGCCAAGACUUAUAUGGGAUGGUGGGGUAGCAUAGGCUCCCCGAAACAAAAGGGAAUUACCUCUUACGCCGUUUCCCCUUACGCGCAAAAGCCUUUGGCUGGAAUAUACCACAACGCUCUUUUCAACACUUUCAGAAGAGUCAAGUCCCAAAUUCUGUUCGUAGUGCUUCCAGCUGGCAUGUACUGGAUGUGGUGGGUUAACUGCAGAGACUACAACGAGUACUUGUACACCAAGGCCGGCAGAGAGGAAUUGAAGAGAGUUAACGUUUAA